Bufo bufo (common toad) is the source of this 1185-nucleotide messenger RNA. Its product is annotated as voltage-gated hydrogen channel 1-like. Lineage: Eukaryota; Metazoa; Chordata; Amphibia; Anura; Bufonidae. Gene Ontology annotation, cellular component: plasma membrane. Gene Ontology annotation, molecular function: voltage-gated proton channel activity. The coding region runs from base 221 to 928 and encodes 235 amino acids. Gene Ontology annotation, biological process: proton transmembrane transport. The transcript has 6 exons. The record is from RefSeq and is a predicted model, not a curated record.
UUUUCACUGUGAUCGGUCUCCCGACCACAUUACAGCGGCGGAAGGAAACGUGCAAGAAAGGGAUCAAUCCACGGCAAUUUAAAUGAAGUGUGAAGUUAGUGAGCGAGAAGUGACAGUGCGGGCACUUACCUCCGCCUCUUGUACAGAUCUUAGAUUGGUGUAACCGUACAUCACGUCAGUCCUACUGCUCAGAGUGAUUAACAUUUAGCUGCUGACAACCAUGUCCAAGUACCUGAAGCAUUUUACCUCUGUGGGUGACAAACAAAAUCAAAGGCAGUGGAACGUGGAUGAGGAGAAGCAGCCAGAAGAAGAGCCUCAGAAGACGCCCCAUCCAUUUACCUCUUCAUACUCCUUCAGAGAUGCUCUAAAGUGGCUUUUUGGUAGCCACAAGUUUCAGAUUGUCAUUGUGUGCCUGGUUAUUCUGGAUGCUUUAUUUGUUCUUAUCGAGGUACUUUUGGACUUGGAAUUAUUACAUGACAAAGUUGACCACAUUGUACCAGAGAUAUUCCAUUAUUUGAGCGUUUCUGUAUUGUCCUUCUUUUUGCUGGAAAUUGUUGGUAAACUAUAUGCCUUUCGACUGGAGUUUUUCCACCACAAGUUUGAGGUGUUUGAUGCAGUUAUUGUUAUAAUAUCAUUUAUCAUCGACGUGGUCUAUAUAACCCGGGAAGAUAUCUUCAACGCAGUCGGGCUGUUAAUCUUACUCAGACUUUGGAGAGUGGCCAGAAUUGUCAAUGGUGUCAUUUUGUCUGUGAAGAGCAGAGCAGAAGAAAAGAUCCACAAGUUAAAGGAGAAACAGGAGACCCUAUUAGCCAGAGUCUCACAGCUAGAGCAGCAGUGCACCCAGCAGGAACAAGAGAUUUCAAGACUCCAGACUUUAUUACAGCAAAACAACAUAUUCCCCGAGCCUUACAACCCAGCCACUGCUUGAAAUUAAUAAGUGGAUUGUUACUUUCCUUGAAAAUAUCUAUUUCAAAAGAUUUUUAUAGAGGUUGUGUUUGUGUAGCACGAGUGCAGCGCAAAGAAACUUAAAAGAUGUUGUAUAAUUUGUUAAUGUCUAAUCUCUCACAGUAUAAAACAUGUACAUUGUUUUAAAUGUGUACAAAAAUCACAUUUAUUAAAGUCCGAAAAUAUGUAUAAAAUCUUUUUAAUAUUGGGCCAAAAUAAAGCAUAAUGGACCAGCCACCA